CACGAGGUGGCGGGAGACGAGCGAGGAGCUUGUCGCGCACGUAGCUGGUGUCUAGCGGCGCAUCGGACGGGUGUUCAGCGCGUGUCACGGAUGCAUUAUUUUCUGGGGAGAAGUUCAGAUCUGUCAUUUCCAAAAAUUUGUAAUAUAUUUUUGCGGCUUCAUCAUACAACAACCUCACGAACAUGCAGCUGUAGUAAAACAAUUACUGAUGAAAAAUACAAGGACCCUUUUAAACUUGGUCGGAAAGACUUGAAGAAUCUGUAUGAGGAUAUUAAAAAGGAAUUACUUGUAUCUACAGCAGAACUUAAAGAAAUGUGUGAAUAUUACUUUGAUGGAAAAGGAAAAGCUUUUCGACCAAUGAUUGUGGUGCUAAUGGCAAGGGCGUGCAAUAUUCACCAUAAUAACUCCGGGGAGGUGCAAGAAAGCCAACGUUCUGUGGCCAUAAUUGCAGAGAUGAUCCAUACUGCAAGUCUAGUUCAUGAUGAUGUCAUUGAUGAUGCAAAUUCUCGGAGAGGAAAAACAACGGUUAAUCAAAUCUGGGGGGAGAGAAAGGCUGUUUUAGCUGGUGAUUUUAUCCUUUCAGCAGCUUCUGUCGCUUUAGCAAGAAUUGGAAACACUACUAUUAUCUCAGUAUUAAGUCAGGUGAUUGAAGAUUUGGUGCGUGGUGAAUUCCUUCAGUUGGGCUCCAAAGAAAAUGAAAAUGAGAGAUUUGCUCACUACCUCGAGAAGACCUUUAAGAAGACUGCAAGUCUUAUAGCAAACAGUUGUAAAGCAGUUUCCAUACUAGGCUGCCCUGAUCCAAAAGUUCACGAGAUUGCAUACCAGUAUGGAAAAAAUGUUGGCAUAGCUUUUCAGCUAAUAGAUGAUGUGCUAGAUUUUACAUCAUGUGCUGACCAGCUGGGGAAACCAACAGCAGCAGAUCUCAAGCUUGGAUUGGCCACAGGCCCUGUUUUAUUUGCUUGCCAACAGUUUCCAGAAAUGAAUGCUAUGAUCAUGAGGAGAUUCAGUUUGCCAGGUGAUGUUGAACGUGCUCGGCAAUAUGUACUUCAGAGUGAUGGUGUACAGCAAACAACCUACCUCGCCCAACGUUAUUGUCAUGAAGCAUUGAAAGAGAUAAGUAAACUGCGGCCAUCCCCUGAAAGAGAUGCCCUCAUUCAGCUCACAGAAGUUGUACUCACCCGGGACAAGUGACAUACUUUCUUCUCCUCAUUCUGGCAGCUACUUACCAGACUGUGCCUACAAAACUACACUUCAAAACAUUGUGGUUUGCUUCCAGUGCUGGUUACCAAAAAUUAUUUUUUUAAAAAUAUUUUCUGAAGUUAAAGUACUUUAAGUUUAUGAAGAUGUGAGGGAAGCCAUAUAACUAUGAAACAAAUCCAUUAAAUUGUACUAAUUGUGUUUUAAUAAGGGCGUUUGUUGUGAGAAGUAUUGUUUGCACUUAAUAUUGAUGUACCAGGCCACAAUGAGAAUAAAUAUGAUCAGUUACAUUUAA
This is a messenger RNA of Pelodiscus sinensis (Chinese soft-shelled turtle), 1492 nucleotides long. It is a transcript of the gene PDSS1, whose product is annotated as decaprenyl diphosphate synthase subunit 1. Gene Ontology annotation, cellular component: mitochondrion; transferase complex. NCBI's taxonomy places the organism in Eukaryota, Metazoa, Chordata, Testudines, Trionychidae. The record is from RefSeq and is a predicted model, not a curated record. Gene Ontology annotation, biological process: ubiquinone biosynthetic process; isoprenoid biosynthetic process. Gene Ontology annotation, molecular function: prenyltransferase activity.